CUUCUUCACCUUCUUUUUUAAUGAUUUCAGAAAUGAAUAAAAAAGUUGGGUGUAUCAUCUUUUUCUCGUUCCCUCAUUUCGUAAUUUUUCACGAAUUAUUAGGUUUUUUUAAUUUUCUCUGCCACUUAGUUACCUGUACCAUUAUUCAGGCAAUAUAAAAUAAAAUUUGAUGAUGUUGAAGUUCGUGAUGAAAUUUCACUGCUUUCGUUGUACUGAAUUGGGGGACUAAAUUGAAUUCUAAAAAUUUUCAUCAAUUUUGUAUCUUGCUUGUUUUAUCAACUUCGUGAUUUAUCGGAAUUCCUCUUAACCGGACGGGUCUAAUUUCUCGAAUCAUGUGACGGGCAUUUCUUUUAGUAUAUUGCAUGAUAAUGGAUUUUCUUUAAGUUGUGUUUUCGAAUUUUAAAUGAAGGUUGAGUUUUACGGUUUCUGCAUUGAGGCUUCAAGGGUAGAAUUUUUCAAACGGAGCUAAAUUCAAUAAGAUCUGAACACACAGUCUGGAAGUGGUGCUCAAUUUGGCAAAAUCACAAAAUAAUGUGUCUAUAGUGCAACAUUUGAUUAUUGCAGAACUCUCCAUUAUUACUGCAGCUGAACAAUUUCAUAACUGCUGACAAAUGAAAUUAGGCAUUUAAUUUUCAGGCUCCUUUGUUCCACAGCAACAAUGAACCACCAAUAUGGUGAAGACCAAGAUCGAGUGAGUGUAGUUGGAUUUGACGUCCCUAACUCUCCCGAAGCAAGUUACAACAAUGCCUACCCUGGAAAUGAAGAAGAGGGGCGAGAACCACCAUCACUACCUCCCCAUCUGCAGCAUACAUUACUGAAUCAACCGACAACGAGUGAUCCCUGUGCACCCCUCCCAUCACCACAGAACGUUACGCUAAAUCAUCUUUACAUAGAGAAUCGAGAACCUCCUCGCACAGUAGUCGCACUUGGGGUCACUCAUCGUUUUCGUGCGAAAUUUGUCACUGUUGUGCUCUACAAACCUGUUCCUGGAAGAUGAAGAUGAAGAUGAAGAUGAAGCAGCAGGAGCAGGUGAUUUUCAUGAUCAUGAACCUCAUCUUCUUCUUUGGCCUUUCUUUUGUUUGUGUCCUAAUUUGAGCAGUAGGAGUUGGCUGGCCAAACAUUAUUUAUUUAGCAUUGAAAUUUAUGUUUCAUCAGGUUGCUGUGGUAAAAAUUUCUGUGUCUUUUAGAUAUUAGUAGUAAUUAGUAAUUUGAAGUAUAGAAA
This is a messenger RNA of Salvia splendens (bonfire salvia), 1222 nucleotides long. Its product is annotated as SNF1-related protein kinase regulatory subunit beta-3-like. Lineage: Eukaryota; Viridiplantae; Streptophyta; Magnoliopsida; Lamiales; Lamiaceae. The coding region runs from base 659 to 997 and encodes 112 amino acids. Gene Ontology annotation, molecular function: protein binding. The record is from RefSeq and is a predicted model, not a curated record. The transcript is spliced from 3 exons.